Molecule: messenger RNA, 2610 nt
Organism: Schistocerca gregaria
Lineage: Eukaryota; Metazoa; Arthropoda; Insecta; Orthoptera; Acrididae
Exons: 2
Coding region: 654-2216 (520 amino acids)
Source: RefSeq, a predicted model, not a curated record
AGUUCACAGAGAUUGUGAAACAGUUAUUUUUGGUUACUGUAAAAGACUGUUUGCUCUUUAUGAUUAUGAUUAUCUUUAAAUUUUGGAGCGAAUUUUAAUCAUAUAACUUUUGUAUAUAAUUGUGUUUCGCUCAAAUGUUAAGAAGCACCAUGGUUCGGAAUCCACGUUACAUCGUACUCCUGUAACUGGCUAUGGCGAAUGAUUACAGAAGAACUUAAAGGAAAGUUCUCAUACAGUAAACAGCAUGACAGGAAGAUAACAAUAUCAUAGCUAAUUCUGUGGCGUAUAGACACAAUAUAAAACACUCUUACUGUCUAGUGUAUAUCGUCUCUCAGGUGUUAUUGGUAAUUAUAAAGUAACAUCAUAAAUCAAGAAAAAAAAGGAUAGCGCUGGUUAACAUUUCUCCAAGAUGUUUAUGGCGUAAACUGUGGUGUAGUUCGUGAACCGGCCGUCCGGGUGGCGCGUCUAAUGCUUCUCUGCGGUCGUAAGUAACAGCGUAAAUAGACAUUGGACAGGCGAGAUCGUCACUUGGAGUACGCCUUCGUGUGGCAGUUGUGACUUUUGUAGCUGCUCGUUGCCUCGUCGAAACCGACUGCAGGGUCUUGCCAACUGCUUCAAAAGCUGCCGCCCUAAGAUCAGCUUCAAACUGUAACAUGGAAGACAAUCGGACGCCGCCAGUAACGGAGUCGUCGGAAUCUCCGGUCGAAGGCGUACAAAUUAUCGUCCACCCCGCAGGCGCUGCUGAAGUUAAGCGGAAGGAUACAAACACUUUAGCCAUGUUGGGUACUGAUUCUCUAGAUAGGGUGUCAAAAGCAAGUGACGGCCUCAGCAGUUUCUCCAUGGGUGUGUUGGCAAAAUUCGGCGUUGAUGAAGCUUACAGACGUGAGAUGCUAGAGAACCGUUACAUGGGUUCCACGGAGUCUUCAGAUCUCCCAGAGCGCCUUCAGGCUAUCGAAGAGUACUUCAAUGCUGCCUACGGUUCUUUCGCUUUACCGUUGGGUGUCUCGGGCAGUCAAGAGCAAGGUGCCGAGGAAGCUUCCAGAGAAGGCGCAGUUAGCAUUGAAGGUCUCACGGAGAAAAAGAGGAAGAAGCUAGAUAGAAGUUUCAUAGUGCACCAGAAAUUUUGGGAGGGAACUCCGGGGAGUAGUGGUAGUGAAGGGCGAAGUGGGACACCCGAGGGUGACGUUCUCAAGUCCUCUGUAGGGACCCUAAGUAGCACCACCCUCGGAACUGUGGUGCAAGUUGAGGAACCAACAGCUGGCAGCAGUCCCAAGCCGGUCCCCGCCGGAGAGGCACAGAGCGCUCCUGAGAGUGCUGGAAAGGCGAUGGUGCGACAGGGUGACGCUGAGCAGUCCUCCAUAGGAACACUAAGCAGCACGACAGGCGGACCUGCAGAGCAAGGCGACGGUGGUCGUAAAUCUGGAAAGGCGGUUGUGAGAGAGCGAGGAGCACUUUACCAUAUGAGUGCCACAGCGGACGCAGCCAUAAAAAUAGCGUGCGACUACCUGCUUACCAGCGCCAAAUGCGUGGCGUGUGUGGUCGGUCACGCCCUAAAAGCGCAUGGCUUGUCUUUAUAUCUGCUGAAAUUAUCAGAGGCGGCAUUGAGUGGAGAGAAGCUGGCAAUAUUUAGACAUUCUAUGAGUUUAACCGCACGGUUCACUGGUUUCGCAGUAGAAGCGGUGGAGGCCGCCUUACAGUACCACAAGAGUGCUCUGGGCUACCUCCCAGAAACGCAAGGGUCCUUGCCCGCAUUCCAGGUGCGUGGGGCACUGCGAGAAGAGGUGCUCUGGCAAGUCAUCAGCGCUGCAGAGGAAAUACAGAAGCUAACUCUGCAGGAACACGGUGUCAGGGCGGAAGAACUGGCCGAGAAACGACAUGUGGCGGAAGCUAUGGCUCGCAUACUGUCGUCGGCCCUCGAACGGGUAAACGACGCUAAUGCGUUUACAAAGGAAGUAGUUUGCAAGUUCGAUAAGUCCUUGCACGACAAGGCAAUGGCAGUGACUGUGAAGGGGGCAGCUGAUUACACCCUGUUCGUGAUUUUCGAAACGAAAAAGAUGCUCGGUAUUCUAUCUGAAGUGACGGCAGGCACUGGAAGUGGGAGAUCGACUGAAGAGGAGGCAUCUGGUGGAAGCGUUUCCCAAGACGUGCCUGUGAAAGACAGCGCUCCGGCAUCGGACGUCCCCGAGGGCGACGGAGACCGUGGUGCCGUUGCCUAGCUGCGUGGGCAGUACAGUUUCACUGACUACUUCAAAAAAGAAGGAAUUCCUUGCAUGAUAGUUCUAAGUAACUGAUGUACUCCUCAGCUGUAUUGUCAACGAAAGUUUAGAUUUUAAUUUUUAAUACAAUUUACUUAAAUAUCAUAGUAGAAAUAACUACCUGGUUUACACAUGACGUGUAAAUCGGUGUUUGGGUGUAGCGGUGGUGGUAUUCCUUUUUAGUCAUAAAAGCUUCUGUUGUACGUGAAGUAGUGCAUACGUGCAAGAAAUAAUACGGGCAAUGGUAUACAAUAAUGUCCUUUAAUGUCAAAUGUGCCUUACAUAUUACAAUUUUUACUGUGUCUGUCCUUAAUACAUUGAACACUUUGUGAAUAAAAGAUUCGCUCUUACAUUA